Messenger RNA from Leguminivora glycinivorella, 426 nucleotides. RefSeq names its product protein kish-A (gene ksh). Bases 157 to 375 code for a protein of 72 amino acids. The record is from RefSeq and is a predicted model, not a curated record. Gene Ontology annotation, biological process: protein secretion; intracellular transport. NCBI's taxonomy places the organism in Eukaryota, Metazoa, Arthropoda, Insecta, Lepidoptera, Tortricidae. The transcript has 3 exons.
CAAAUGUCAUAGUUAUGUCAAAAUGAUAUGUGAUAUGAAAUGUAUCAUUUUACGGAAAGGAAUAUUUAUGUUUUUCUAAAAAAUAAAUGAGUUACAAGUUCAUUUAAUCAAGCAGUCCUUUUAUUUUAAUUACCUCCAAGAAAAAAAACCGCCACCAUGAGUGCGAUAUUUAAUUUUCAAAGCUUGCUAUCAGUCAUAUUACUUCUUAUAUGCACAUGUGCAUACUUGAGAUCGUUCUUCCCAAGUAUUAUGGACCGUAAUAAAACUGGGUUACUUGGAACAUUUUGGAAGUGUGCUAGAAUUGGUGAACGCAAAUCACCCUACAUAGCAGUUUGUUGCUUAGUUAUGGCAUUUUCAAUACUCUUUCUAACUUAAGUGAUAUAAAUGUAAUAAACUUCUAUUAAUAAACAAUUAUUUUUAUAUUAA